Messenger RNA from Danaus chrysippus (African queen), 387 nucleotides. NCBI's taxonomy places the organism in Eukaryota, Metazoa, Arthropoda, Insecta, Lepidoptera, Nymphalidae. The record is from the annotation of a GenBank genome assembly.
UUGGUCGAUCAGUUGGACGAUCAGUUGGACGAUCAGUUGUUCGAUCAGUUGGACGAUCAGUUGGUCGAUCAGUUGGUCGAUCAGUUGGUCGAUCAGUUGGACGAUCAGUUGGUCGACCAGUUGGUCGAUCAGUUGGUCGAUCAGUUGGUCGAUCAGUUGGUCGAUCAGUUGGACGAUCAGUUGGUCGACCAGUUGGUCGACCAGUUGGACGAUCAGUUGGUCGACCAGUUGGUCGAUCAGUUGGAUGAUCAGUUGGUCGAUCAGUUGGUCGAUCAGUUGGUCGAUCAGUUGGUCGAUCAGUUGGACGAUCAGUUGGUCGACCAGUUGGACGAUCAGUUGGUCGACCAGUUGGUCGAUCAGUUGGUCGAUCAGUUGGACGAUCAGUAG